GAAGACAUCUAAUGAAGAGAGCCUGGAUGUGGAAUCUGUAAAGAAUAUCCCAAACUAGCCUGCAUUGUGCCUGCACCUCACAGAGUCAAUUUAGAGUGAAGAUUAAUGACCGCAAGACUAGAUAAAGAUGCGGAUGCUGUAGCCUGAAGCCAUGAAUGUCCAGUUGGGUUUGGAAAACAGUGAAGACAUGUCCAGCUCUGACCAAGUGCUAAUGCACAAUCAAAGUAGGAGCUUGCAUCCACCUGUCCCUCGAUCAUCGUUGGUGUCCAGCAUGACCUCCGUUUUAGAUGGCAGUGACUUCCAUCGCUCAGACCACCACCUCACUACCUCCCUCCACCCUGGACUUGGAUUUGGGGGUGAUUCCCCACCAGCAUCCGCAAAUAGCUAUACGACGUUGACCCCGCUUCAGCCCCUCCAUGAAAAGUUUCAUCACCACCAGCACCACCAGUGUGUCCCAGUUGGUAACGUGAUUGGGAGUUUUACACUCAUGAGAGAAGAUAGAGGCCUGGGUCCUCCAGGCAAUUUUUAUAGCCACUAUCCCAAAGAUAUAUCCAUGGGUCAGAGUCUAACAUCCAUACCUAGCCCAAACCUUACAAGCAUGCAUAGUUAUGGCCAUCACUCGGGACACUUGGGUAAUGAAAAGAUGGUCACGGGCAAUGGCUUUGAAGGCCACCACUCCAUGUUUAGCAGAAUCGAUCAGCACUUUUCCAGAGAGUUAUCUCCACCUCCAAAUUCAGGUGUGGGGUCACCAAACUCCAUGCACCAACAUCCUUAUGCCCAUCACAGAGCCGAGUUAAACUGUAGGCAAAACCCCCAAAUGCCAACUCAAAGCACGGCCCUUUCAAGUCAGUUGGAGGAAAUUAAUACCAAAGAUGUAGCCCAAAGAAUCAUAGCUGAACUGAAAAGAUACAGUAUUCCACAGGCAAUCUUUGCAGAGAGAGUUUUGUGUAGGUCACAAGGCACUCUCUCAGACCUUCUGAGGAAUCCCAAGCCCUGGAGCAAGCUCAAGUCCGGGAGAGAGACCUUCAAGAGAAUGUGGCGGUGGCUUCAGGAACCAGAGUUCCAAAGAAUGGCAGCUUUAAGGUUAGAAGCCUGCAAAAGGAAAGAGCAAGAACAAAGCAAAGUCGAAAGAAAUCACGUGCCUAAACGGCACCGGCUUGUGUUCACCGAUAUCCAGCGCCGUACGCUACAUGCCAUCUUUCACGAAAACCAGCGCCCCUCCAAGGAAUUGCAGAUCACCAUCGCCCAGCAACUGGGCUUAGAACUUUCCACCGUAAGCAACUUCUUCAUGAACGCCCGCCGGAGAAGUCUGGACAAGUGGAUGGAAGAGGGUCACGGACACCCCUCAUCUUCGGGAUCUUUGUCUUCUAAGGGUGGUUCAGCGAUCGCUUGUACCAAAGCAUGAUUCGUAGACUGUAAGGCUAUCAACCAAAGAUAGGAGCAGAGAAGCCGCACCUUCACCAGUUCUCCAUUACAGACACAGAUUCGUAAACACGUAUACAUGAAGUGUGAUCAAGAAGUGACUUACAGGAGGUACGAGUGAAUGGCUACCUGUCUCCGACACCUGUCAUUUUCAGACACCUGUCCGAUACCUCUUUAAAUCUGGAUUCAGACUUGUUCAUGUUUGUUCGUAA
Molecule: messenger RNA, 1634 nt
Organism: Pelobates fuscus (common spadefoot toad)
Lineage: Eukaryota; Metazoa; Chordata; Amphibia; Anura; Pelobatidae
Product: hepatocyte nuclear factor 6-like
Exons: 3
Coding region: 152-1405 (417 amino acids)
Biological process (GO): regulation of transcription by RNA polymerase II
Cellular component (GO): nucleus
Molecular function (GO): RNA polymerase II cis-regulatory region sequence-specific DNA binding; DNA-binding transcription factor activity, RNA polymerase II-specific
Source: RefSeq, a predicted model, not a curated record